Eupeodes corollae is the source of this 5079-nucleotide messenger RNA. Its product is annotated as multidrug resistance-associated protein 1-like. Lineage: Eukaryota; Metazoa; Arthropoda; Insecta; Diptera; Syrphidae. Gene Ontology annotation, molecular function: ABC-type transporter activity; ATP binding; ATP hydrolysis activity. The coding region runs from base 166 to 4839 and encodes 1557 amino acids. The record is from RefSeq and is a predicted model, not a curated record. Gene Ontology annotation, biological process: transmembrane transport. Gene Ontology annotation, cellular component: membrane. The transcript has 14 exons.
GCUAAAUGGAGUAGUUAGUUUCGGUAUUCUACUUCUUACUUGUCCUCGUGAAUUCUUAAAUUAUAUCUUAAAAAAUAAGAUCUGAGAAAUAUUUUAGAUUAUUGAAAAUUGAAAAUUGAGAACACUUACUCUUAUUUAUAAGCCCUGUUAAAUAAACCUGCCAAAAUGGCAAACGAUGUUGGUGCUAUGGAAAAGUUCUGUGGUUCUGAAUUUUGGAAUUUGACGACCCUCUGGAACACUAACGACCCAGAUUUUACACCCUGCUUCGAACAGACCGUCUUAGUAUGGAUUCCCUGCGGAUUUCUUUGGAUUUUUAUGUUUCUAGAAUUGUAUUACCUGCGUGCGAGUUUGGAUAAAGAUAUUCCUUGGAAUUUCAAGAAUAUAUCGAAAAUAGUUUUACAUGUUGCUUUGCAUGUCUUAUGCGUUUGGGACUUUGUCAAAGCUCUAAUUUUAAAAGGUUCUGAAGAUAAUUUAAUCUAUCCAAUUGAUGUUUGGGGACCAGUUAUUAAAUUCUUCACAUUUGCAGUUGCAAUAAUGUUCGUAUUUCUAAAUCGUCGAUUUGGUGUUCAAUCUUCAGGAACUUUAUUCUUGUUUUGGUUCCUUUUGGUUCUGUUGGCAAUUCCUCAAUUUCGAACUGAAAUACGUGACUAUACCGAUCGUCAUGAUCAUUCUGAAAUUUUCUCAGAUGCUCAAAUGUCAUGGGCUGAUUACAAAUUCAUUAGCUUUAUGAUCUUCUUUGGAAUAUCAGUUUUAAUAUUGUUCUUGAACUGUUUUGCUGAUAAUAUGCCCAGAGAAACUAAAUACAAUAGGACACCGAAAGAAAUUCCUGAAGUAUCAGCAAGUUUCUUAUCUCGGAUGACAUUUUCAUGGUUUGACAAAAUGGCCUGGUUGGGUUAUCGGAAGCCUCUCGAACACAAAGACCUUUGGGAACUUCGUCCACAGGAAAGCUCAAAGGAGGUUAUGCCAAUUUUCGCUAAGAAUUGGAACAGCAAUGUUCGCAAGAACUACCGUGUUGAAGAUCGCGAUUCUAAAGGUCAAUCUACAAUUGGAAAUGUGGUGUUUGAAAAUCCCAAUGGUGCAAACAAGGAAACACUUGCUUCGAUAAUGCCACCGAUUUAUAAAUCAUUCGGUGGAGUUUUUCUUUUUGGGUCAGUAUUCAAAUUGGUGUCAGAUCUUUUGUCGUUUGCUUCUCCAAAAGUUCUGGCCUUGAUAAUUGCAUACGUCGAAACUAAGGCCGAUGAUACUAAAGAAUCAGAACCAGAAUGGCGGGGCAUUUUGUAUGCCAUAUUGCUGUUCCUUUGUGCAGCUAUCCAAACUUUCUUCUCGGCUCAGUACUUCCAAAAAAUGUAUAUCGUUGGUCUACGCACACGAACGGCUCUGGUCAAUUCGAUCUAUCGUAAGGCACUUGUCAUAUCGAAUUCCGCUAAAAAAGAAUCAACAGUUGGUGAAAUUGUCAAUUUGAUGUCUGUUGACGCACAACGUUUCCUCGAAUUGGUAACCUAUGUGAGCAUGAUUUGGUCAGCUCCACUUCAGAUCAUUCUAGCUUUGUACUUCUUGUGGGAAUUGCUGGGAAUAGCAGUUUUGUCAGGAUUUAUUGUGAUGAUCAUUUUGAUUCCAAUCAAUUUGGUCGUCGCUAGUCGUGCUAAGAAGCUACAAGUGAAACAGAUGAAGUACAAAGAUGAACGUGUUAAAUUGAUGAAUGAAAUUCUGGCAGGAAUUAAGGUUUUGAAACUUUACGCCUGGGAACCAAGUUUUGAACAACAGAUUUUAGGAAUCCGUGGUAAAGAAAUUGAAAAACUCAAGUCUGCAGCCUAUUUGAAUGCUGGAACAUCUUUCAUUUGGUCAUGUGCACCAUUUUUGGUUUCUUUAGUUACAUUUGCAACUUAUGUUUUGAUCGAUGAAAAGAACGUGUUGGAUGCUUCAACUGCAUUUGUGUCAUUAUCGUUAUUCAAUUUAUUGCGAUUCCCCUUGGCUAUGUUGCCUAUGUUGAUAUCAAAUUUAGUUCAGACUCAAGUUUCGAUAACACGUAUAAACAAAUUCUUAAACAGCGAAGAACUUGACCCGAAGUGUGUGGGACAUGAUAAAUCAGAAAAAGCUCCGAUGUUAAUUGAAAACGGUUCCUUUUCUUGGGGUGAUGAUGUCAUUUUAAAGGACAUCAAUAUGAAAAUUGAAACAAAUACACUUGUCGCCAUAGUUGGAACUGUAGGAUCUGGAAAGAGUUCCAUUAUUUCAGCUUUCCUUGGUGAAAUGGACAAAUUAAGAGGCAGAGUCAACACUGUUGGAUCAAUAGCUUAUGUACCUCAGCAAGCUUGGAUGCAAAAUGCCACUCUUCGAGAUAAUAUUGUCUUUGGUAAACCAUACGAUCGUAAACGGUAUCAGAAAGUUAUUGAUGCGUGUGCAUUACGAUCGGACUUCCAAAUGUUGGCUGCUGGUGAUAUGACAGAGAUUGGUGAGAAGGGAAUCAACUUGUCAGGUGGACAGAAGCAGAGAGUAUCUCUUGCAAGAGCUGUUUACAGUGAUUCGGAUUUGUAUUUGUUGGAUGAUCCUUUGAGUGCUGUCGAUUCACAUGUUGGAAAACAUAUUUUCGAAAAAGUCAUCGGACCAACUGGUCUGCUUGCGAAUAAAACUCGAGUUUUAGUUACACACGGAAUUACUUAUCUACCCAAGGUGGAUAAUAUUUAUGUUAUGAAAGGCGGUGAAAUUAGCGAAGAUGGAACAUACUCAGAUCUGCUCAAUCAAAAAGGAGCUUUCUCUGAUUUCCUUAUCCAGCAUCUUACUGAAAACACUGAUGAAAUAGAAGAAUUGGAUGAAAUUGCUGAACAACUCGAGAAUACAAUUCAAUCGGAAGAAUUACGAGGCAAAUUUGUACGAGCUAUUAGUCGAGCUAGAUCGGAAAGCAUUACUGAAACAGGCUCAAUAAAAUCAUUUGGAAGCGACAGAAGCAGCAUUCGUAAAUCAAUUAGAUCACUUAAGAAUGAUAGAAUAGGAAGUUUACGAAAACGCCAAUUUAGCCGUCAAGAAUCUGUUGUGUCUGUGGCUUCAAAAAUGUCAGAUUUGGCAGUUGGUAAAGACGAGGGUAAACUUAUCGAAUCCGAAAAGUCACAAACAGGCGGGGUUACUUUGGCUGUCUAUAAACAAUAUAUCCAGAGUAUUGGAGUUUGUUUGGCGAUAUCAACAAUUCUCUUGAAUUGUUGUUUCCAAGGUCUUUCUAUAGGAUCAAACUUAUGGCUCACAGAAUGGUCAAACGAUAAACGUGCUGGUACUGAUACUUCAGUCAGAAAUAUGUAUUUGGGUGUAUAUGGUGGUCUUGGAUUUGGACAAGUUGCAGUUGAUUUUACUGCUUGUUUAACUUUGGCACUUGGAUGCAUAUAUUGUUCGAAAUCACUUCAUGAAUUCUUAAUAAGCAAUACAAUGCGUUUCCCUAUGGAUUACUUCGAUACAACACCAAUGGGUAGAAUUUUGAAUCGAUUCUCGAAAGAUGUCGACACCGUGGACAAUAUACUUCCAAUGAAUCUUCGGAUGUUAAUGUCACAAUUCUUCUCGAUGAUAGCAACUUUAACGGUCAUUUGUAUUUCGACCCCUAUCUUCAUUGCUGCUAUUAUUCCAAUUGGACUUAUAUAUUGGUUCGCCCAAAGAUUUUAUGUUGCAACUUCGAGACAAUUGAUGCGUUUAGAGUCUGUAACUCGGUCGCCAAUUUAUUCACAUUUCAGUGAAACUGUUACGGGAGUCACUACAAUUAGAGCGUAUCAAGUUGGAGAUAGAUUUAUCGAAGAAUCCGAUAACCGUGUGGACUUAAAUCAAUUGUGCAAAUAUCCCAGCAUCAUUGCGAAUCGUUGGUUAUCGGUUCGUUUGGAAACUAUUGGUAAUUUGGUGAUUCUGCUGGCUUCUUUGUUUGCUGUCCUGGGCAGUCAAACCAAUGCAGCUUUGGUUGGUUUGUCUGUGACGUAUUCGCUACAAAUUACUGCAACUCUCAAUAUGUUGGUUCGUGUUUCAUCCGAUAUUGAAACUAACAUCGUGUCUGUGGAACGUAUCAAGGAAUAUGGUGAUGUCAAACAGGAAGCACCAUGGGAAAUUGCAGACGUUAAAACUCCAAACGGAUGGCCUCAUGAUGGUCGUGUUAUGUUCGAAAACUACAUGGUUCGUUAUCGAGAGGGUUUGGAUUUGGUAUUGAAGGGUGUUACUUUUGACAUUACCGGAGGUGAAAAGGUGGGAAUUGUUGGACGCACUGGAGCUGGAAAAUCUAGUUUGACCUUAUGCUUAUUCAGAAUCCUUGAAGCAGCUGGUGGCCGAAUUCUUAUUGAUGGUGUGGACAUUUCGAAACUUGGUUUGCAUACAUUGCGUUCGAGACUGACAAUUAUUCCACAAGAUCCUGUUUUGUUUUCUGGGUCAUUGCGCAUGAAUUUAGAUCCAUACAAACGAAAUAGUGAUUCUGAAAUAUGGACUGCCUUGGAAUUGGCACAUUUGAAGGAAUUCGUCAAAGGAAUGCCCGCUGGUUUGAAUCAUGAAAUAAACGAAGGUGGUGAGAAUCUUUCAGUUGGACAGCGACAAUUGGUUUGUUUGGCACGAGCUUUGUUGAGGAAAACAAAAGUUUUGGUAUUGGAUGAAGCGACAGCUGCUGUUGAUUUGGAAACUGAUGAUCUUAUUCAAAAAACAAUUCGUUCUGAGUUUAAGGACUGCACUGUGUUGACAAUUGCCCAUCGUCUCAAUACCAUACUCGAUUCAAAUAAGGUUAUCGUUUUGGACAAGGGUCAAAUUGUUGAAUUUGAUUCACCGACAGCUCUAUUGGAAAACAAAAACUCAUCAUUCUAUAGCAUGGCUAAGGAUGCUAAUCUUGUGUAAAUAAAAGUGUUAAUAGUUACCUCUGUACAUAUAUAGAACCUAGUACUUAUAGAGCUCGAUAUAAAUAAUUACAUAUUUAAUUUAUAUUCAAUUUUACGUUCGAAAAUUAGUUCAUAAUGAUAAUGAUUUGUUUUUUGUAUUGGUAAAGACUUAAGUUAAAAUGUAAUAAAUAUUGUCAACAUUCAGCAAGUAAGAAACAUGAGAGAUUAAAAAUUAUUUAUAAAAAUAAAUAAAAUAAAC